AUGAUGAUUGAGAGUGACAGAGAGCUGUCGGCUAUAGUUCAGGAGAUUUGGGAUAAUGACGUCAACCGACUCAAACCUGGAAAAGACUACAGGAUUUCUCUGCAGGGCAAAGCUGGAGACAGCAUGGGUGACAAUGAGAGCAACGACAGGGCAGGACUUCCUUUGUUUACAUAUGUUGAUGAGAAUAUUUUCAAAAAGGAGACAUUUUUAGCCUUUAUCUCCCUUUUGGAUAACUAUGAAAGUGACACCGGUGAGCCAGAGAUUGUAACUCCUGAGGAAGUGGCAGAGAACCACAGGUUCCUGGAUGCCAUCAUUCAGACUCGCACUAUGAAGAUAGCUCAUAAACACCUGGUGGAGAAGCAACUCUCUCCUCAAGAUGACACAGAAUUCAAGGAGCAGCUCUACAGAAUCUGGUUUGAACUCUAUGCAAGAAGAGGAUCCAGCAGGCCAGACUCUUCAGGAUUUGAACAUGUGUUUGUUGGGGAGACAAGAGGAGGGCGGACUGUCAUUGGUUUUCACAACUGGAUUCAGCUGUACAUACAAGAAAAGCUGGGUCACAUUGAUUACAAAGGCUACAGUGUCACAGCAAAUUCUCCUCAGCCUGAUGAGAACAAACACAUCCUGGCAUUGCAGUUCAGCUGGAAGAAUGGCAUAAAGCCCAAGGGCAGCAUCUUCAUCGGCGUCAGUCCUGAGUUUGAGUUUGCCCUCUACACUCUCAGCUUCCUCACCUCACCAAAUGAGCGCGUCAAAGUGCAGUUCAGUUUCUAUGAUGUAGAGAUUGUCUGUCACCAUUACAACCAAAAGCACAUAGGCACGACCUUCCCCGUGCUCCUUAGGUACAGGAAUCCUCAUUAAGACUUGACUGGAAAGCAGUCUGAAAUAUAACCACUCCAA
This is a messenger RNA of Gambusia affinis (western mosquitofish), 894 nucleotides long. RefSeq names its product endonuclease, polyU-specific 2 (gene endou2). Bases 1 to 855 code for a protein of 284 amino acids. The transcript is spliced from 6 exons. The record is from RefSeq and is a predicted model, not a curated record. Gene Ontology annotation, molecular function: RNA endonuclease activity. Lineage: Eukaryota; Metazoa; Chordata; Actinopteri; Cyprinodontiformes; Poeciliidae.